Apodemus sylvaticus (European woodmouse) is the source of this 342-nucleotide messenger RNA. Its product is annotated as alpha-ketoglutarate dehydrogenase component 4-like. The record is from RefSeq and is a predicted model, not a curated record. Gene Ontology annotation, biological process: 2-oxoglutarate metabolic process. Lineage: Eukaryota; Metazoa; Chordata; Mammalia; Rodentia; Muridae.
AUGAUGGGCAGCAAGAUGGCUUCUCACUAGGGUAAUGCAACUAGGGUAAUGCAGGUAGUGAAGCCACCUGCUCCAUUAAUAAAAUUCCCUAACAGAAGAGACAAACCUAACCUCAGUGAAGCUUUGGGAUCUGCUGCACUGCCCUCCCAGUCCUCUGUCAUUUCACAGCAUUCUAAAGGAAGUAUGUCCCCAGAUUUACUGAUGCAUCAGGAGCCACCAGACACUGCAGAAAUAAUAAACUCAGCUGGGAAUGAAAGAAUAAACGCAUUACCUCAGAAAUACAGAAGGAAACCGAUGUCUCAAGAGGAAGUGGAAUUUAUCUGUCUUGGGGGUCCGGAGUGA